This is a messenger RNA of Puccinia graminis f. sp. tritici CRL 75-36-700-3, 992 nucleotides long. RefSeq names its product 60S ribosomal protein L13. Bases 74 to 703 code for a protein of 209 amino acids. Gene Ontology annotation, biological process: translation. The transcript is spliced from 5 exons. The record is from RefSeq and is a predicted model, not a curated record. Gene Ontology annotation, cellular component: cytosolic large ribosomal subunit; ribosome. Gene Ontology annotation, molecular function: structural constituent of ribosome; RNA binding. Lineage: Eukaryota; Fungi; Basidiomycota; Pucciniomycetes; Pucciniales; Pucciniaceae.
GUCGUUUCGCCCCAAGCCCCUCCAGUCCGCACGCCCGCCUCAAGUCUAUCGGCCGAUCAGCAAAACUUUCACGAUGGGUUUCAGGGGAAACAACGUCCUACACAAGAAUCAUUUCCGGAAGGAUUGGCAACGUCGGGUCAAAACCUGGUUCGACCAACCAGGUGCCAAGAAGCGCAGACGCAAUGCCCGUCAAGCCAAGGCUGCUGCUGCCGGUGUGAGACCCACCUCCCUCCUCCGACCCGCUGUCCGAUGCCAGACGGUUCGCUACAACCGACGCAUCCGUGCUGGUCGUGGUUUCACCUCCGCUGAGCUUGCAGCUGCAGGUAUCCGCCGCAAGGAAGCCCUAUCGAUCGGCGUUCCUUACGACCACCGUCGCCGAAACAAGAGCGAAGAGGGUGUAUCAUGCAAUGUGGACCGCCUCAAAGCCUACAAGGAACGACUGAUCAUCUUCCCCAAGAAUGCCAAGAAACCUGGCAAAGCCGAUUCAACUGACCUUUCCGCUGCUACCACCCAAGACAUCUCAGGUCCUCUUCCCCUACCCUCCGGUACCAAGCCCGAAGCUCCUCGUGCCAUCACUUCCGAGGAACUUGAAUUCAAUGCAUUCCGAGCUCUUCGACAGGCUCGUGCUGCCCAGCGACAAGCUGGUGUUUGGAAAGCACGUAAACAAAAGAAGGAGGAGGAAGACGCCGCCAAGAAGAAAUGAUGAACUUGUCAUUCGAAUCCACUUACCUAUGAUAUGUUGUGUUGCCCUCUUUCGGUAUGAUGACUUGAUAAAUAUACUUCCCACUCUCAGAAUGAAACAAUCCGCCAUAGUCACUAAGCAGAAUAAGAUUGAGAUUGGAAACCCUGCGCGAAAUAACCAACACCGUAAAAGGGCCAAGUACUUUCCAUCCAUGCUGCUAUUUCAUCUCAGGCCUUCUGUUAAGCGACUGCAUGGUUUCAACUAGGGCAUGGUGGAAGACGGAUUGAGAUGGUAAUACAUCCCACCCCCG